AUGAGUGCAAUAUUUAAUUUUCAAAGUUUGCUAUCUGUAAUACUACUCUUAAUAUGCACCUGUGCUUACCUGAGAUCAUUUUUCCCUAGUAUUAUGGAUCGUAAUAAGACAGGUUUCCUUGGAACUUUUUGGAAAUGUGCUCGAAUUGGUGAAAGAAAAUCUCCAUAUGUCGCCAUCAGUUGUGUGAUAAUGGCAUUUAGUAUAUUAUUCCUUACAUAA
Arctia plantaginis is the source of this 219-nucleotide messenger RNA. The record is from the annotation of a GenBank genome assembly. Lineage: Eukaryota; Metazoa; Arthropoda; Insecta; Lepidoptera; Erebidae.